Messenger RNA from Betta splendens (Siamese fighting fish), 1566 nucleotides. RefSeq names its product potassium channel tetramerization domain containing 6a (gene kctd6a). The record is from RefSeq and is a predicted model, not a curated record. The transcript has 6 exons. The coding region runs from base 346 to 1065 and encodes 239 amino acids. Gene Ontology annotation, biological process: protein homooligomerization. Gene Ontology annotation, molecular function: protein binding. NCBI's taxonomy places the organism in Eukaryota, Metazoa, Chordata, Actinopteri, Anabantiformes, Osphronemidae.
UAGGUCUUACCGGAAGUUCUGUCCUGACGCUGGAUGUAAACAGGCAGCCGAGCAGCUAGCUGGCUACCUGUUUAUGUCACGUUGUUUAAUGGAGCGGACAUAGAUAUGAAUGGACGAACCUUCUACAUUUAACUCGAUGCGCCAGAGAAACGCUUUCGUUUGGUUUCUAUACAAUGAAGCCGAGCAGCCUUCUGCACACAGCGUUGGGCUAAUCAUCGAAUCAAAUAGUGGUGAUUUACAGUAUGCCGCUCAUCAUCUCAUUGUGUGUUCUACGAGCAGUUGUUCACACAGAAAUGAUCUUCUCGACAGUCUGACCUGAAACAUCUAUUGUCUGAGCACGGACAAAUGGAGAAUGGAGACCUAUGCCACAUGAUGGGGGAGCUAGUGACUCUGAAUGUGGGCGGCUGUGUCUACAGCACAUCUCUGUCCACACUGCAACGAUAUCCAGACUCCAUGCUGGGAGCCAUGUUCAGAGGAGACCUCCCAACUGUCAAGGAUGCACAUGGAAACUACUUCAUUGACCGUGAUGGCCCACUGUUUCGCUACGUUCUCAACUUCCUGCGGACGUCAGAACUGUCGCUACCAUGUGACUUCAAGGAGACAGAGUUGCUCAGGAAAGAGGCCGACUUCUAUCAGAUUGAACCCCUGAUCCAGUGCUUGGGCGAUCCAAAACCCCUACUGCCCUACCCCACUGACAUUUAUGAGGAGGUGGUGGAGUUGUCCAGCACCAGGAAGUUGUCCAAGUACUCCAACCCUGUCGCUGUUAUCAUCACUCAGCUCACCAUUACUACCAAGGUUCAUGCUAUGCUGGAGUCCAUCUCCAGCAGUUUCACAAAGUGGAACAAACACAUGAUGGACACCAGAGACUACCAGGUGUCCUUCACCUUCGGACCAUGUGACUACCAACAGGAAGUCAGCUUACGUGUCCAUCUGCUUGACUUUAUCUCCAAGGCGGGUUUCACCAUACGCAACACACGUGUUCACCACAUGAGUGAACGGGCUAAUGAGAAUACAGUUGAACAUCACUGGACAUUCUGCAGGCGAGCUCACAACAUCAAUAAUUGACUGGUUCAUUGAUGAGGUGCCUGCAGACUAAAAGACUGGGAGUUGGUUUUGUUUUUUGUUGUGUGUUAAUGUUUUGUUCCUGAGAUCAUUGCAUCAGUCUACUUGGAAAUAAAGGUGAUGCUACUGGAAGGCCACAAUUUGUCAGAUCUGGUCAGACAUCAGUUCACUAAUGCUGUUGUGGCUGAACAUGAUCAUGAACAUGGUGUUCUGUCAGCUUGGAAUGAAUGUUAACUGUAAAUGAAAUAAUGUUAAUAAGGUCAAAUAUUUUUAUCAUCUCUCUUAACUUUAAUAUCUCUCUAACUGAAGUUGGUCAAUUUUUUAUUUUCAUGACCUUCAGACAUGAAAGAUUUUCAACAUAGACUUACUUUCUUUGUUAAUGUAUAUUUCCUUUUGUACUACUAAUGUUCUGCUAAUACAGAGUGUCACACCCGGUGACCCAGACAGGAUUCAAACCUUGGUCUCCCAUACCUGCUGUUCAUUAAAGUCUGGUAUUGUUUUUAA